This is a messenger RNA of Penicillium canescens, 1017 nucleotides long. RefSeq lists its product as uncharacterized. The record is from RefSeq and is a predicted model, not a curated record. The coding region runs from base 1 to 1017 and encodes 338 amino acids. The transcript has 2 exons. Lineage: Eukaryota; Fungi; Ascomycota; Eurotiomycetes; Eurotiales; Aspergillaceae.
AUGAUGCGAUUCACUUCCAGCAAGAAUCUAGCCCCAGUUGGCGCUGACCCCCUUAUUCAUGCAGAUGCACCGCAGGUCAAUCUCCCGCAUGUGGACACUCAGCUAAAUAUGCACAACGGAUUCUUGGACGACGAGUCCCCGGCCCAAGGUCAGAACGGAACCUCCAAUGACGCCUCUCCGUCUCCUUCCCAGCCAUCGAAUCCCUCCGCUACAACAGAUACGAGCAAUGGCGAAACACCAACGGCAGAAUGGUCAGCAGUCGGACAUGCAGCAACCGGCAAGUCCGGACGGGUCAUACACAACCUCCAAGAGGAAAUUGCGCGUCUAACGCGUGAAUGCACUCUACAAAAGUCCCGCGCCGAGGAAUUCCAAAGGUCAAACGAGGCCUACAAGAUCCAGCAACAAAAUAUGAAUGAGCGGCUACGGAACCUGGAACAAGUCAACGAGACGAAUCUCAACUCAAUCGCGCGCAAGGACCGCAAAUUGGAAGAAUUGCGAAGGGACCUACAAAAUGAGCGCUCGAAGCGCCAGGAAGCCGAAAUGGACGCCAACCAAACCAACGAGAUGAUGCGGGAGGAACGCGAAAACCACAACCGCGAACAAGCCCGGUUACAGGAGAUCUCCAAGCACCACGAGACACAGUACGAGGUGCUGUCAUCCACGACGAAACGGGACAAGGCGGAUUUUACAAAACGCAUCAAUGCUAUCUCCGGGCAGUUCCAGUCUAUAGCCAAUGCGCAGAAGACACAUGUACACUCUACGGAACGCUUGGAGGUCCUUGCGGAUCAGAAGAACCGCGAAAUUGAAGCUCUCAAGGAUUCGUAUGAGAAAUUGCUGGCUAAACAUACUGCCUAUAAGGAUAUGAAGGAGAUUGAGUUCCGGGAUACGCUUGGGUCGGCCCAGUCAAACAAUGACAAGAUUGAUGGAGCUUUGGCUAAAAUUAAAGAGACGGAAUCGGAGAUGAAAUGGGUGAUUCGGCUCAGUGGAAGCCAAGUCAAGCAACCUGCCAGUGAAUGA